CUGUGAAUCAGUGUCAGUGGUAUGCCGUUCAAGUCUUUGUAAUACCCUGCUCACCAUCAUGUCCGUCAAACCGAUCACAUCUCAUAGCCAGUUCAUUUCCAUUAUAAUGGAAGAGGGAAAGACUGUCAUCGUAGAUUUCGUAUCCGAAAGGUGUCCCCAUUGUAAAGCCAUCGCCCCCACCUUUGAUGAGCUCGCAAACAAGUUCUCGUCGGACAAAAUCGAAUUUUACGUUAUUGACGCCGAAAAAGUCGACGAUGUCAGCUUCGAAGUUGGUGGCAUAACGAGCUAUCCUACAUUCAUCGCAUUUAAGGACGGUAAUAAGAUGGAGGAAUCCACGUUUGGUGCUGCUCGCGAGAGGCUGCAGUAUGAUACCGCCGCCGUUGGAGGAAGUCAAGCCCUCGACUGCACCCUGAGCGAGUCCCUUCUCAAAGUUCCACUGAUUCUCUCGUCCGCUAUCGCGCUGCACGUAUCGUUCACGACCGGAAAUCUUCCUUCAAGUAAAGAGGUUGUUCGUCAAACGUUCAACGAGUGGAUCUUCACUCUGCUUGUUAAAUACGGGUUUCCGACCAUAAAGGCAUUUUACUGGGUUGUUUCCUUCGCAGAAAUCGCUACUAUCGCCUAUCAUACAACAGACCCCAACUCUGUUUCCGCGAUACAGGACACACCCAUUACUUUCCUUUUUGUUUUCGGCACUGCACUCGCUAUCACGGGGGGUCUCAUCCGCUGUGUCCGUGAAGGGCAACACGUUAUAACGACCGGGCCAUAUGCGGUCAUACGCCAUCCAGCCUAUACGGCAGGCCUGGCAGAGAUCAUAGGCCUAUUGAUCCUACACGGAUCGGCCAAUUCAUGGCUUAGAUACUCAGGCGUUUUGGAUAUCCCUGGACUGAAAGUGAUCGUGGUAGCAUGGCUGGCGGAGAUCGCUCUUCUUACGAUAAGCGUCGUGUUCAGGGUCAGUCAGGAGGAUGAAAUCCUGAAAUCAGGUUUCAGAGAUGAGUGGGAGGCGUGGGCAAAGGCACGCACGGAUCAUGCUAUCAUUGUGCGGCGAGAACCGUCUACAACUCUCCCCUAUCAAAGGGAACGUCAAUAUUCCUUCGUCUAUGAAGGGCUGUCUAUGGGAGCCCAGCUCUACAGUUACAUGGCAGGUUAA
This is a messenger RNA of Suillus fuscotomentosus, 1147 nucleotides long. RefSeq lists its product as uncharacterized. Lineage: Eukaryota; Fungi; Basidiomycota; Agaricomycetes; Boletales; Suillaceae. The coding region runs from base 59 to 1147 and encodes 362 amino acids. The transcript has 8 exons. The record is from RefSeq and is a predicted model, not a curated record.